Messenger RNA from Chelonoidis abingdonii (Abingdon island giant tortoise), 2701 nucleotides. The record is from RefSeq and is a predicted model, not a curated record. Lineage: Eukaryota; Metazoa; Chordata; Testudines; Testudinidae.
GUUAAAGCUUUGUAACACGUAAAGCACAAACUGUCAAAAUCAUAUGUCAAAAUAUACAAAGCAAAUAUCCUUGAAUCAAUCUCUAACACAGUCUUAAGCGGUAUCUUUAUUACAUUGCCUCUCUGUGAAUUUUGAUUAAUAUUUUUUUCGUGGAUGGGCUGUGAAAUGGACAUUUACAGAUUUUUUUUAAAAUCACAUCCUUCUAAGCGUAUCUAUAACUGCUGUUUAUUAAAGAGAAUUUCCUCUUGUUUAUCUGAAGGAAGAAUUCAGCCAAUUAGUGUGAAGUGGUAGCUCUUACAAGAUACACCAAAUAUCCAUGCAUCAAAUUCCCAUUCGUUUCAUGGAAGAUCGGCUCACUGAAGACUUGCAGGAUUGAACUACCAUUUAUAUUUUAUUGUUGCUUUGUUCAUUCCCCAUUCCAACGUGGGUAAUUUUUUUAAAGGGACUUGUGACAGUUGUGAAAGACGAAUGGAUUGCUUGUCUAUUGGAUCAAUUUCUCUGUCUCUAUCUGUAGUAUCUGGGGGUUGGGGGGCAGCAGAUUUGGCCUUGGCUGUAUGCACAAAGUUCCCUCUGGGCCAGAGUCUGUUCGUAGUUACACCCAUGCUCUCCUACUGACUUCACUGUGGUUACAUAGGAGUAGCUGAAGAAUGUGUAUCUUUCUGCUCAGUAGGAGUCAUGUGCACACAGGAGAUCAGAAUUUAGCCUUUAGGGCCGAGUUACUGAUAUGAUGGAAAAUGUGGAGUGCAAUACUCAUUAGCCAAGUAUGUUAGGAAUGGUUACUGCUUUUAAAUACUUUGAACAGCAAAGAAAUGUACGUGGAAGCUUUACAUGCUUUUCUAAGGUGGUGGUCCCCAUCAGACCUUUCUCUUUCUUUUAACAGGGGACAAUUAUGGGAUGGAUGGGAAGGCUAAACUGCCAAAUUUCACUGAGGACAUCGACUGGCAAGGACUGGAAGAUUUAUACAGUGUGAAUGAAAGUUUGUACGAAUACAGAUACAACUAUAGACUUAGUCUGGAUGACUGGACUAAUUACUUGAAGGAUCUAGAUAGAAUGUUUGCACUGCUGAACAGUUACUAUGAGCAAAAUAAAACAGACAAAACUAAAACUGCUCAAAACAAUGGGUACGUGGAUGAAUCACCUAUAUCAUUUACCUGGGGGGGACUGACCUCUGCUGAGUCAGACGAAGACUCAAGUGGUCUGAUAGCAGAAGAGCUGCAGCCUAUCGUGCCAACUGACUUGGCAGCCCUAGCUUUGAGCACUGUAAUUUUAAAUCAAGUGAGGAAACUUGAAUUAAAUAAUGAUAUUCCUGAGAAAAGUAGUUUGAAUUCUGCAAACUGGAGAAAUCAACAAGCUGAAAAGUGGUUGGAGGAUAAAGAGUUAGACAGUUUUGAAAUGGAUUUAAGUGGAAACGGUUUGACAGAGCUGGAGGCCAGGCAUAGCUUCAUUCUACAGACAAUUAGCAUUCUUCAGAAGGACUCUCACCAGGACAGUGACCCAGUGGAGGAUAUUUUUGAAGAUCAGAUAUAUCUUCCUGUAAAUUCUGAUGAACCCACUGUUCAUCAAGCUGUAAAUGUCUCCAUCAGGGAUCCAUCUAUUAGGGCUCAGAAAAUGGAGACUAUGUUGGAAAAGAUGGAACAUAACUUUGAAGGAGAGACUUCACAAAUCCUAAAUGUAGAAGGCAGUGCCUCAUCUCCACUCUCCUUGGAAUAGAUCAAAUUGUAAACCAUAUAUGGGCCUCUUUAUUUUUGAUCAGUAAACUAGUAAUGGUAACCACGACAACUGACAUUCCAUGUUUAUUGCAGAUACAUUUUGCAGCUGAAAUGAGCCCACCACUGUGUGUGUGUGUGUGUGUGUUUAUUUCAUAUAUACACAUACACAUACUUGCACAUUAAUUUUCCAUAAUUGAGAAACUAAGUUCCCACAGUAUUAAAAAAGAAACAGUGUUAACUUUAUAGUGCAGUGAUGCACACACUUCCUAGACUAGUAAUGAUUUCCUUGAAGUUUCCUUUGAGUUACUUUUUCUGUUGCCAAAAGGUCCCACAUAAAUGAAUGUCUCAGUCACCUAUGCUAUCUGCAUAAUGUCUUUUUGAUAAAUUAUUUUUAACCACUGGAAUUUCUUGUCACACUUUUGAGUAAAAUGAUAUUGCACUUUUGUAAUCUGUCUCCCAGACCAUUUAUUAAUCUGAUCCUUUACAUCUUCUUAGUUUGCUCAUUGUUUCACGUAAUUGUGAAAUAAUAAAAUGGGUUGACAGGAAAGAGAUAUUCAGCAUGGAUUAUGAAAACAGAUUGGUCGAAUAUUAUUUUAGCAGAAAAUAGUGCAUGUUUUGUUGCCUUGACUUUCAGAAAGGUAUAGCUAAUGAAAGCUCGCUGUAUGAGGAUUUUAAAAAACUGGCUUGUUUCCCUACAUAUUGCUACCAUCAGUGUUAAAAAAUCCAUGAAUUUUUCUAGAUUUUUUGCUGAUAUCCUUACAGAGGUGUAUAUGAGUAGAAUAUGGUUUGUCGCCAUUUUUUUAUUUUAUUAGUCUGGACAAUAGCUUGAUAUUUUCAGAAAGUAUUGUCAUCAAUUUGGGACUUUAAAAUGUUUUUUUAAAGGCAUUAAAGAGAAUGGUAAAAUCAUAUGAGAGUUACAUAUUUUAGAUACAAAAGGCACAUGUGGUCAAAAUCGUAAGCCAGAGCUAUGUUGUUGUUGUAAUGUUUUCUAA